Messenger RNA from Psammomys obesus (fat sand rat), 6840 nucleotides. RefSeq names its product tripartite motif containing 38 (gene Trim38). The record is from RefSeq and is a predicted model, not a curated record. NCBI's taxonomy places the organism in Eukaryota, Metazoa, Chordata, Mammalia, Rodentia, Muridae. Gene Ontology annotation, molecular function: protein binding; zinc ion binding.
CCUCUUUUGCUUCUCAGGUGACACAAGCAACCUCAGAAAAUCCAGAAUACAGAGGCUUCAAACUUCUAAAACCAGUAGCAGUCAGUUGAUUGUACCGAAGUUUGGGUGAAGGUGUACAUUUACCACUGUGGAAAAUAUUUCCCUGUUUCUGGUUGCUUCAUUUGGAAACUUCUCAGGAGAGCCAUGGGCUCAGACUUUAGCACAGCGAAGAUAGCGCAGGUCGCUUCUUGUUCCAUCUGCCAGGACCUGAUGUCUCACCCAGUCAGUAUCAACUGUGGACACACUUACUGCAAAUCCUGCAUACAGAGCUACUAUAAUAAUGUCAGUCCAAAGAAAAUAGUGAAGAAAAUGUUGGGCUGUCCUUUGUGUAGGAGUCCAUUUAGUUUAGAGAUGCUCCGGCCCAACAAGGAUCUGGAAAACAUAAUUGAUAUCAUCAAGGAGACGGAAGAGCAGGAUUGUGAGAUGCUGUGUGAGGAACAUGAAGAGAAGCUUGAUAUCUUUUGUGAAGAUGAGGGUCAGCUCCUCUGCUGGCGCUGUUACUGGGAUGCUCAGCACAAAGGGCAUACCUUGGCUCUUGUGAAAGAUGUACGUCAGGAGUACACUGAAAAGCUGCAGAAGUGUGUGACAAAAUUGAGUGAACUCCAAGAGAAUCACAAAGUUCAGAUCCUACUUUUAACAAGCCAGAUAAAUGCCUGGAAGGAUGCCAUAAAGGAUCGUAAACAAACAAUCAAGUCUAACUUCAAGAAUCUCCAAAGUUUUCUACAUGAAGAAGAGAAGUUUUACCUUUGGAGGUUGGAGAAUGAAGAAGAACAGAUGCUGAUGAGGCUGAGGAGCAAGGAGGCCGGUCCGCAGAAGCAUGAGGGAACGAAAUGCCAGAUUCAGGAACUGGAGGCAAAAUGUCAGGGCUCAGCCCAGAAAUUACUACAGGACGUGAAAAACACUUUGAGCAGGUGUGAGGCUAUGAAGAUAGAAACACUAACGGUUGAGCCCCUGGAGAUUCACACUGAAUGUAAUGUUUCUGAGCUUUACCUUGAUGUGAAGACAGUAUUAAGACGCCACCAAGUCAGUGUGAUUCUGGACCCCAGCACGGCCCAUCCUGAUUUAGCUCUGUCUAAGGAGCGAAGACAAGUAACUUACGAAGGCUGCCACAAGGACCUUCCGACUUCUGCCAAGAGGUUUUCUAUUUUACCCUGUGUCCUGGGCUGUGAGGGCUUCACUUUAGGAAAAUAUUACUUCGAAGUGUCUGUUGAGAAUGCAACCGCUUGGGAUGUGGGGGUCUGUAUAGAGAAUGUGCCGAGGGAUUUUAACAUGAAGAAGAAGCCUGAGCUUGGAUUCUGGACCAUCAAGAUGUCUGAAGAGGAUGGCCUUAUAGCUCUCACUUCUGCCCCUACUCCCCUUCUUCUGAGUGAGAAGCUCCAGCUUGUGGGAGUUUUUCUAGACUAUAAAGCUGGAGCUGUAUCCUUUUACAAUGUAACUGCUGGCUCCCAUAUCUUCACCUUCCCCAAAGCUUGUUUUAUUAGUGAUACACUGAGGCCCUUUUUCCAGGUUUAUCAACAUUCUCCUUUGUUUCUUCCUGCCAGAAUGAAUCAAAGAAAGAAGUAAAGUCCUCAUGGUUUACUUAAGUAGCACAGAAAGAAUAUUCAUAAAUCCCAAAAGGCAGAAACUUGGCUGCUCUCCACUGCUAUCUCAAUGCUUUUAAUGAACUUUCAAUAAAUAUGCCUUGAGUUGGUUUGUGGAAAAGGCUAGAAAUAGUACAAAUGGCCAGAUUAAUUGAAAGGAAAGUAAAAUAAUCCUGACAAUUAUAUCUUUUCUUCUCCUUCCCUUUUGAGCAAUGAUUUUUGACCUUCCUAAUGCUGUGACAUUUUAACACCUCAUGUUGUGGUGACCACCAACCAUAAAAUUAUUUUUGUUGCUACGUCAUAACUGUGAUUUUGCUACUGGUAUGAAUGAUAAUGUAAUUUUUUUUUUUUUUUUUGAGAAAGAGGUUUGCCAAGGGGGUGAUGAUCCAUAGCUUGAGAACCCCUGCCUUUUGUGAGUUCAGGACUUUGAUUUUAAAUACUCUUCAGGCUGGUGUUAAAGCGAUCCCAAGGUCAAAAGUUUGGGGUGUUUGCAUUUUUUUUCUUUUUAUCCAUCAAGUUCCUGUGUGAGGGACGAACGAGUGGCAAUGCCUUUUAACUGAGUAAAAGGAAAAGAAGUGAAAUAGCAUUAACUCAACCAUUGUUCUUGCUGCUGCUUUGUUAAAUUUAUUUUCCAUCAGGACACCAGAGGCAAAGUUGUAUGGGUAAGACCAUUUGAUACACAGUGACUAGCCAACUAGACCACCCCAUUUCAAAGAAGUAGAGCUCAACAUAUUAAAAUAACCCUUUCAAAAUGGAUUCAAGUACUGAGUGAUUCAAAAUAUACUGCCCCCAUGUUCAGAUGAAAACCUGGAGGUAAUUAUUGCUUUCUCUUCAUACCGGGCACACCGGUGGGGGAUGGUUUUCUAAAUUAAAUCAUUUGAAGUGGGAAAACCAACCUUUGAUUUGGGCCACAUCAUCUGGUGGGAGCCUACAUAACGGAAGAAGGAAGUCUCUCUCUCUCUCUCUCUCUCUCUCUCUCUCUCUCUCUCUCUGGCUGCUUGCCUUAGGUCUCUCUGGCAUGUCCAUUCUUUCAUUGUCAUUUCAACUUCUUUGGGAUUUCAAUGUAUACUGAAGACCAGCUGAGACAUGCAGCUUCGCAUACUAAGUAAUACUGGAUUCUUGGACUUCCCUUUGGUAGACAGCCAUUGUUGAACUGGCUGGACCAUAGCCUGUAAGUCCCGUUAAUAAAUCCAUGCUUUAUUUCUACUCUGUAAAAGGGAUAAGGGGACUGAAAAAAAUACUUUAUAGCAUUUUCAUCUACAAUUAAUAAUAUAUUUUGUAUGAAAUUUUUAGGAUAUAUUUGAAGUUUCUUAGAAAACUACAUAAUAACAAUAAAAUUCUUAAUUUUUAUUCUUUCUUUCUUUCUUUCAUCGUUUACAUAAUCUACACCAGAGCACAAACUCCACAGGGUGCUCUGGGCGGUUCACCAGGCUGUUAGCUAAUGCGUUGACCAGUAGAUGGCACUCUUGUGUUUUUGGUGCCUCUAGUCAUGUAGCCUUGCCUUUAAAAAAUGUAAAUAAUUCUCGGACCAAGAUCAAAUAAAUGUAAAAUUCAUCUGUCCUUACAAAUAAUUCUAAACAAUUUAAGCCAAAAAAAAAAAAUGUUUUUGAGACAGGGUCCCUCUUGAACUCAGAGAGCUCCUUUAGCCUCCAGAGAGCUGAGAUUAAAGGCCGGCACCAACACACCUGGCAACAAUAAUAAUAUAAUUUUCAUUCCGAUCGACAAAACUCUUUCCUUUUCUUCUCUUUCUCUUUCCUUUAGAUAAGGCCUAACUCUGUAUCCCAGGCUGUCGUUGAGUUCACUAUGUAGCCUGGUCUGGCUGUAGACUUACAGAUGCCCUCCUGCCUCAGCCACCCAAGUACCAUGUAAGUAUGUACUACCAUGUGCCAUUAGGAUUUUAUUUGAUUGAAUUUAGUUUUGAGAGACAGUUUGUAGUCCAAACUGACCUCAAACUCACUCUGUGGCAGAUGAUGACCUUGAUUAUUUUUUUGCAUCCACCUCUUGAAUGCUAGAAAUACAGAGGGCAUCACACAUCCAAUUUAUGAGACUCCAGUGGUCCAGUAGGGGCUUCAUACAUGAUAGGCAGGGAUUCUGCCAACUAAGUUAUAAUAUAUCCGUGGCCCCCUGGGUGGUUUUAAAUGUCAUUUCAUGGGAGCCUUGGGUCUUAUUUAAGUUCUAUUAAUUUCUUUUAAUUUAGCAUUUUUAAUAUUCAGCCUCAUUAGAUUCAGGUUUCAUCAUCCCAUCAGAUUCCGUGGCAGGUCAACUCUGAAAGUUUUGUACUGGCGUUCAGAUUUCUUCUGUGUAGAUCAUUCGGUGACUAUUUAGGGUCCCUUAGUAACAUUCUACCCAUUGUUCAAAUGCAAAAUUUAGAUCUCUAAAGAAAUACGAAGCGAAUUUUGAAAAUGAAAAGAUACAAACUUCUAAAAGAAUCCAUGUGUGUUCCAGGUUCUCUCGCUUGGAUCUUCCUGUAGUUAAAGCUGACAUCGGAGUGAAAACCAAAAAGUGAGCAAGGAUCAUAUGAACAUUUCAUACAGGAGUAGGUCAGGAUCCGCUUGAUGUUUUUAGAUGGUUUAAUCUGGCAGUAAGUAAAAGCAUUCCCUAGUAUUAUGAAUAUUUUCUAUGAACCACAUUCUUCUGACUCAGAUCAAUAUUGUUUGAUGUUGGUCAUAGGUGUUAUAAUACAUAAUGAUGAUGCGAGAGGGUACCAUGGUGGGCCCAUGCCAAGGUGUGCCCCCUGAGAAAUUACACCAUGGUAUGAUAUGGUAUAAAAAAAGUUUAUUGGGGUGGGAGAGGAAGGAGACCCUGGAGAAAGGGUAGAAUCAGCAAGCGAGCCAUAUAAGCAGACAGACAGAUCAGAAUAGAGCCAUGAGGGCAGAGAAGAGAUGGGCAGAGAGGGAAAGAAAAGGGGCACCUAGGACAUAGAGAGAGCUAGAACAGAGGAAACAGAGAGAGAACAAGAGCUGGGGUGGUGAGGGUCCUUUUAUCCAGCAGCCAUCUGGCAGCGGCAGGUGGUGACAAGGAUGUUUCGAGUCCCUGAGGGCAGGCCAGCAGAACGUCCUGCACACUAACAGUAGGUACUGAAGUAGAAGGAGAAGCUCAAGAAGGUGCUAAGCCUUCAUCUUCUGAAGGAGCAGAGGGGUUCAGCCUUCUUGGAAAAGACUGAGACCCAGCUAACUCCAGUUACUUUGUUCAAACAUAUACAAGGUCAAUUGGGGAUGGAAAAGGUUCCGACUAUCAAAGGGAUCUUUCUCUUGCUGCCUGUGAGAGCAGACAACCCACACAAAUCUCAGCCCCCUUUGAUUCUUGCUAGUCACAAUCAAAGGUAAGAACUCCGGGUUUCCUAGGAGUGACUAAGAUGGAGGUCAGUGCAACUGCACGUUCUCAAGCAGCACCAACCGCAGAUUCUCCAGAGAAACAACAUUUCUUCAAGGUUAAAACAGCCUCAAAACAAUUUCUCAGCCUCUACCGAUUAACCCCAAGGCUUUGCUGAAACAUUUCAUUCAAAGCCAGACACAAAGGCUUUAUUAUCCAUGUCACUACAGAUCAAUGGUCCAGACUCCGUCAGAGAUUAGGGUAGAACUCAACAGGUAACUUACAGGACACAGGAAGGGCACCAACACCAGACCACAGGACAGAGGCAUCUGGAAGAGGUCAGAUCAGGGAGAGAAAGUGUUAGGGUUUCGCAGUGGAAGAGUACCUUGGCAGAUCAGGGCCAAGGAAUGCCACAAAGAUCGGGCCAUGGAACAGAUCUCACUCAAGAGAUUUAUUGGAGAGUGGGGGGAAAGACCACCUCUGAGUGGAGAUAAGGGAGAGACGGAGAGAGGGCUAUGAUGGCGAAGAUUUUAUAAAGGGUAGGUGACAGUGCAAAUGUGUCACAUUUGGCUACCGGAGGUGAUGUGGCUGCUGGUGCUGAGUCCCUGAAGGCAGGCUGGGGGAGCACCUGGUUCCCAACAGAAGGAGUCCACUAAACAUGGCCAGCAGAUUGAAUUGGGCUGAAAGAAAUGAGGUUAGGGGUGAGGGCAAGAAAGGAGGACCAAGAAAGGAAAACAAAAGAGAGGACCAAGAGCACAUGGCUGAAAUGGCAGGGAAAACCCACAAAAUGAAGAAGUUUUGGGUGAGAAGGGCUGAGAAGAGGCACAGGUACAGAGCGAGCCUGGAGGAUACCACGGGCUUUGGUAUGCUAAAGGCAGCACAGAGAGCAGUUUUCCCUUUCUGAAACUGAUAAAGAACAGCUCCUUUGGUAGAAGAAAAUGGGUGCCAGGAUUGGAGGAGUAGAGUUUUCUUUGGACCUGACGCCAGCCAGCUUCCUUUAAAUGAUAGUACCUCUGUUCUUGGGAUUCCUUUGCCCUAUACCUGUGGUCUGACUUUAUUUCUACCCCCAAAAGCCUGUUCGGUCUUGCUUUUGUUUUCACUUUUCAGUUAAAAAGACAUAGACAAACUAAGAAAACAGACAGACAGACAAAAACAAUAACCAGAUGGCACCCACUUUCUGACGUCCUUAGAUGUCUGGUUUUUAUAGUUUUCUUUUGAACAGGCUCUGGUUACAGAUACUUGCACGUUUAAAAGGGCCAAAGAGAAAGAAUAUAUAAUGGUACGAUCUGCAAAAAAAGCCUAUAGAUUCUUCAUCUUAUUCUGCCAUUGGAUAGCUUUAUAAGAGAAAAUACUUACUAAGCUUUUUCAAGCAGACACGCACAAACCAGUUAUGGAUAUGUACAACAUGGGGUUCGGUUCCAAGGAAUUUUUUAAAUACUGUAAGACAGAGGCUCUGCCGCAGGGCCAGCCAUCCUAUCAGGCUGAACUAUAGACUUGUCAUUUGGAGUUACAGGUGUCAUCCUGUGGAUCCACCAUGCCUGUGUAAAGAAAGGAACACGCCCUAGGAGGGAGAAAUUUGGACUAUGAAAGUCCAUCUUGACCAGCCUCUCUGGCUCACUUUCAGAGACAACGGGAACUAGUUCUUCAUUCCUGCUCCCACUGUAAAUCUGGAAGCUAGGAGGUCUAAGCACAGCAGAAGCUAGAGGAAUUCCAGAGGGGACAUUUGCAGACCAGGGUCACCAUGCUCCCUCCUCCCUUUGGACUCACGGUAAUAUAAUACUACCCAUAAUGCUUCUGCAGGGCUAGCCGUGAGGGCUCCCAGAACUGGAUCUAACACAAAGAGUUUUACGAAUUUUGUUGUAUCUGCAAAUAAUAGGUUUGUAAAAUUAAAAAUAUCUGAUAUCCUUAA